Messenger RNA from Gadus macrocephalus (Pacific cod), 2086 nucleotides. It is a transcript of the gene hadhb, whose product is annotated as hydroxyacyl-CoA dehydrogenase trifunctional multienzyme complex subunit beta. Gene Ontology annotation, molecular function: acyltransferase activity, transferring groups other than amino-acyl groups. The coding region runs from base 155 to 1576 and encodes 473 amino acids. Lineage: Eukaryota; Metazoa; Chordata; Actinopteri; Gadiformes; Gadidae. The transcript has 16 exons. The record is from RefSeq and is a predicted model, not a curated record. Gene Ontology annotation, biological process: fatty acid beta-oxidation.
AGGAGUCUAGGUAGGCAUAUUUUAGGUCAGCCAAAUCCUCUGAAGGGGCCUUCGGCGUGCGGAAGGUUUUGUAGUCCAUUGCUGAACCAGGCAGAGCCGGGAGUUUGACAGCGAGCAGUGCCGCUGGACUAGGAAAACACAACAACGAUUAAAAAUGGCUUCGAUGCUACGGAACUCGAUGCGGUGCUCUCCAAUCAGUCCUGCCUGGGCUGUGCAGUGUGCAACACGCUCACUGGGUACUACAGCUCAGCUCCAGGCUCAGGUUCAGACCAAGAGCAAGAAGUCCCUGUCCCGGCCGGGGGUGAAGAACAUCGUGUUGGUGGAAGGCGUCCGAACUCCCUUCCUGCUCUCUGGAACCACAUACAGUGACAUGAUGCCCCAUGAUCUGGCCAGGGCAUCACUGCAGGGUCUGCUGAACAAGACGGCUCUGCCUAAAGACGCUGUUGACUACAUCAUCUAUGGCACAGUCAUUCAGGAGGUCAAGACCAGCAACAUCGCCAGAGAGGCGGCGCUGGGAGCGGGCUUCUCGGACAAGACCCCGUCCCACACCGUCACCAUGGCCUGCAUCUCCUCCAACCAGGCCAUGACCACCGGCGUGGGUCUGAUCGCGUCGGGCCAGUGUGACACCAUUGUGGCUGGGGGCGUGGAGUUCAUGUCGGACGUCCCCAUCCGCCACAGUCGCAAGAUGCGCAAGACCAUGCUGUCCCUGAACAAGGCCAAGACGUUGGGCCAGAGGCUGAGCCUGAUCGGGGGCAUCCGCAUGGCCCACCUCGCCCCAGAGCUUCCCGCGGUGGCAGAGUUCUCCACGGCGGAGACCAUGGGCCACAGCGCCGACCGCCUGGCCGCCGCCUUCGGCGUGACGCGUCUGGAGCAGGACGAGUUCGCGCUGCGCUCCCACACCCUGGCCAAGAAGGCCCAGGACGCGGGCCUGCUGGAGGACGUCAUCUCCUUCAAAGUGCCAGGCCGCGACAUCGUGUCAAAGGACAACGGCAUCCGACCCUCGUCCAUGGAGCAGUUGGCCAAGCUGAAGGCGGCCUUCGUCAAGCCCCACGGCACGGUCACCGCCGCCAACUCCUCCUUCCUGACUGACGGGGCAUCGGCUGUGCUCAUCAUGUCUGAGGAGAAGGCCCUGGCCAUGGGCUACAAGCCUAAAGCCUACCUCAGAGACUUUGUGUACGUGUCCCAGGACCCUAAGGACCAGCUCCUGUUGGGGCCAGCGUACGGUACCCCCAAAGUCCUGCAGCGUGCCGGCCUCACCAUGGCCGACAUUGACGUCUUUGAGUUCCACGAGGCCUUCGCAGGCCAGAUCAUGGCUAACCUGAAAGCGAUGGACUCGGACUGGUUCGCACAGACGUACAUGGGCAGGACAUCAAAGGUGGGCGCCCCCCCCAUGGAGAAGUUCAACCUAUGGGGCGGCUCCCUGUCCCUGGGCCACCCGUUCGGCGCCACCGGCUGCAGGCUGGUCACCACAGUCGCGCACCGUCUGCGCAAGGAGGGAGGCCAGUACGGGCUGGUUGCAGCGUGCGCUGCCGGAGGACAGGGCCACGCCAUGGUGAUCGAGGCCUAUCCCCAGUAAAGAACACAGAACAUAUCUGUAACCACCCGUGAUCUCUCCGGCUCCUGACACGACUGAUGCGUACCACAUUACCAUGCAAACAGCGGACUGUAAAUACCAAUAUGCCUUUGACGAGGAGUGGGUUUGUGUGAGUGUGAGUGUGUGGGUAUAGGUUUGGAGGUGGACACUCGUGUGUGUAUGUGUACUAGAGAUUUUCGAGAAUGUAACCUUGCCUAGCGUCCGUUAAUUUAUCGGCAAGGCUUUCCAGGUGAUGUUGCCUUUUUCGUUCAGACUUAGAGGAAUCUUGGGGCACAAGUCGCAGUGUAACAAACAUAGCAGUAUAAUGUUAGCCAGUGCCACUGGGCUAGCGUGUAGCCCCCUAAGCGCCAGCGUAGUGUAUCCACCAGGAGAGGCCUCACACCCCACCAAUAAAACAGGAAGGUCCACCAGAAGGCUUCUAAUGAUGUUUAUACACGCUGUAAUAUUUGUUUUUCUUACAAAACCGUUGGAAAUUAAAUGAUCUGAUGCUAA